GGGCCGGGCUAAAUGCCGCUUAUCAGACUACAUAAGUAUUUUAUGCAAGAUCAGUCACAGAAGUAACAGUAAAAAUGGCUGGCCCAGCAAAGAAACGUGAGCUUCAAGGUGAUUUUAACAAUGAACGCGAAAAUGAGAAUAGUAACGACUCCAACAGUGAAGAGAGUGAAGAUGAGGUUAAAAAUGAGAAGGGCAUGGAGAUUCAAGUAGAUUUUGAAGGUCGUAAUCCUGAGGAUCCUGAUUUUCAUGGCAUUAAAACACUUCUACAACAACUUUUUUUGAAAGCUCAUAUAGAUCUCAAUAAAUUGACAGAUUUAAUAAUACAACAAAAUUACGUCGGAUCAGUCGUUAAACAGUCCCAAGAUGAUCUGGCAUCUGACGAUGAAGAAGAUGAUGAUCAUGACAAUGUUUUUGGAAUCACUACAGUUAUCAAUGUUUCAAAUAGACAGACUACUCCAUGCAUUCAGCAAUUGAGAGACUUACUCAAGCAACUUGCACAGGAUCAUGCGACAGAUUCAGUGAACACAAUGGUCAAGCAUGUCCUUGAAAAUGAUUCUGCAGCUUUAGGACUUUUAAUUAACGAACGUUUUGUUAACAUUCCAGCACAAAUUUCAGUUCCUUUACUAGAAAAUCUUAUUUCAGAAAUGAGACGUGCUGUAAACAAAAAUAUGCCUUUCAAAUUUUCUUAUUAUAUCUUAAUUUGUAAGUUAUAUAAAACUAACGAUGAAAAUGGGAAGAAGAAAAAGAAAAACAAACUUAAAUAUUCUCCAGAAGAAGAACCAAAUAUUAUAUAUAGCAAUCCAGAGGAAGAGUUUUUUGCAGAUGAAGCUACUUUUAGCUUUGAAUUUUCCGUUGAGAAAGAGUCGGAUAACGGUCUUUCUGGUGCAUGGGAGGAAGAUGAUUAUGAAAUGACGCCAUACAGGCGAGUACUAUUAUUUGAGUCUUCAAAGUUACAACGGAUAGUUGACAGGAUGAGGAUGGAGCUUACGCCAUGUUAAUUCUUAUGAACAAACUUCAUAUUUUAACUAAUUGUGAUUAAAAUGUAUAUAUUUUGUUGCGAGCGAAUUUUUUUUAAUACUUGGGUUGCAUAUUAUAAGAUAGUCGUGAAUAGAACUAAUGUUCUUAUUUUUCUAUUUGACACGACGUGCUAGAUCAUAAAAAUGUUCAUAUUGUAUCGAUGCUUAACUUGCUUCUUAAUGUUCACGUUAUAAUGGCCAUGAUAUUAUUAAACAUAUUACUCAAAUGAAAUAUUGAACCAAUGUUGUUCUUCAAUGAAAACUGUCUAUUUAUAUAUUUAUAUA
Phymastichus coffea is the source of this 1301-nucleotide messenger RNA. Its product is annotated as protein BCCIP homolog. Lineage: Eukaryota; Metazoa; Arthropoda; Insecta; Hymenoptera; Eulophidae. The transcript has 3 exons. The coding region runs from base 75 to 998 and encodes 307 amino acids. The record is from RefSeq and is a predicted model, not a curated record. Gene Ontology annotation, cellular component: nucleus.